AGCGUAGUGGCGCCUCUGCGAUGUCAUUACAGGCCCUACAUUUGUACACUCUGUCAACAUGGCAUGUUGAAGCUUUUAAAAGGGUGCCAGAAAUAUUGCCCCACACGCGCGUAGGACACCGUGCGAGGAGUAAAAGUGCAACGCUCAACCUUCCUAUUGCAGUCAGUGCUUCGCCCUUUUGAUAAUAACCACGAAUAAAGCUCUUCUUUCUCCUUUAUUUCUCGGCGAUACUAGUAAUAAUAAUUUAACAGCGUGGUUUCAGGAAUGGAAACUUUGUAAGGGGGCUAUCCUCGCCUAAGUGUAGCUUGCAGCGCCACCUAUUUUAGUGCUACUCUAUGCGUGCAUUGUAGUCUGGUUAGUCUAUCGCUCUAGCGAAGCUGGGGUUGUCAUAGUUUCCAAAAAUGGCCGAAGGUGAAUGUGCUCGCGACGAACAGCGCCGCGAUCCUGCAUCGUCCAACGACGCUGGUUGCGAUCUCUUCAGCUCUGCCGAUCUCAAAGAUGAGCCCCCGAAGCACAAGGUCAAAGCAGGGAAGAAGAAGAAAAUUCCCGGCGUCGUCUACUUGAGUUACAUACCGCCCAAGAUGAACGUCAAGACCGUGCGGAGCAUGUUGUCAAAGUACGGCGAACUGGGACGCAUAUUCCUGCAGCCGGAGAAAGAGCGUGGCAAGGCGCGGAACUUCGUCGAAGGUUGGGUCGAGUUCAUGGACAAAAAAGUGGCGAAGCGCGUUGCUGCCACUUUGAACGGCGUCCAGGUGGGUGGAAAACGACGUGCCGAGUAUUACUACAGCCUCUGGAGCAUCAAGUACCUGCACCGGUUCCGGUGGACGCAUCUGAACGAGCGACUAGCAUACGAGAAAGCCGUAAGGGACCAGCGACUGCGCACCGAGAUCGCGCAGGCCAAGCGCGAGUCCAACUUCUACAUUUCGGCCGUUCAGAAGAGCAAGCGCCUACGGCGCGAAGCUAGAGAAGGUGGCGAGGACGACGCGAGCUUACAACGGUCGAUAGAUGUGCGGCAGCGCGCUACCGACGAGGAUAUCGUCGCGAACAGGGCAAAAAAGACUGCAGAGGGAACUUCAAAGCCCGCCGUCGACCUGGGCCUGCUGAAAAACAUUUUUGUGAGUGGUGUGACAGCGGGCUCGGACGAUUCAGAGAACGAGCUUGGGACGUGACUCAUUUGAAGUCAAUAAACUUUUUCCGUGUA
This is a messenger RNA of Dermacentor andersoni, 1201 nucleotides long. Its product is annotated as activator of basal transcription 1-like. Gene Ontology annotation, biological process: endonucleolytic cleavage to generate mature 5'-end of SSU-rRNA from (SSU-rRNA, 5.8S rRNA, LSU-rRNA); endonucleolytic cleavage in 5'-ETS of tricistronic rRNA transcript (SSU-rRNA, 5.8S rRNA, LSU-rRNA); small-subunit processome assembly. Gene Ontology annotation, cellular component: nucleolus. The record is from RefSeq and is a predicted model, not a curated record. NCBI's taxonomy places the organism in Eukaryota, Metazoa, Arthropoda, Arachnida, Ixodida, Ixodidae. Gene Ontology annotation, molecular function: RNA binding.